This is a messenger RNA of Knipowitschia caucasica, 402 nucleotides long. The record is from the annotation of a GenBank genome assembly. NCBI's taxonomy places the organism in Eukaryota, Metazoa, Chordata, Actinopteri, Gobiiformes, Gobiidae.
AUGAAGACAAACACUCAGACGUGGAGAGUUGGCGGUGCCCCUGGUCUGCAGCAGCCCUCGUGGAUCUUUAUCAAAGCCUGUGUUGUGAAGCGGAGCACAUUCCCAGACUCCGAUGGACGUGUCUGGAACAGUAAACUACAGAGCGAGUGGAGCGCACGGCGACUGCACCACGGCCUGUGGCGAAGGGUCCGGUCACACGGCACUAACUCAAAGAGACGGCCCCUCGCGCUCACAUCAUCUGCUCCGCUCUGCUCUGUCAGUCAGGACCAGGUCUGGACCCAAACGCUGCACAAAGGAGCUCAGACCAAAGAGUUCAGACCAAGGAGCUCAGACCAAGGAACUCACAACAAAGAGCUCACAACAAAGGACACACAAGCGACCACUUUGGACACAAUCUUAUAA